Cladophialophora yegresii CBS 114405 is the source of this 927-nucleotide messenger RNA. Its product is annotated as CDP-diacylglycerol-inositol 3-phosphatidyltransferase. Bases 1 to 927 code for a protein of 308 amino acids. Gene Ontology annotation, cellular component: Golgi apparatus; membrane. Gene Ontology annotation, biological process: phosphatidylinositol biosynthetic process. The record is from RefSeq and is a predicted model, not a curated record. NCBI's taxonomy places the organism in Eukaryota, Fungi, Ascomycota, Eurotiomycetes, Chaetothyriales, Herpotrichiellaceae. The transcript has 3 exons. Gene Ontology annotation, molecular function: CDP-diacylglycerol-inositol 3-phosphatidyltransferase activity.
AUGGCACGGAGCAACGGGGUGGUGAAGGAGAAGGAGAAAGAGAAGGGGAAUGGCCACGCCGUGGCCUCAGUAAAUGGGCACGCACGGCCCAACGGCACGGUUGUAGAAAAGGAGGACAUUUACGAGGAGGAGAACAUCUUCCUCUUCAUCCCGAACAUCAUCGGCUACGUCCGCAUCGUCACGGCGCUAGCAUCGCUCUACUACAUGCCCCUACACCCGCGCACCUGCUCCGCGCUGUACAGUUUCUCCUGCAUCCUCGACGCCGCCGACGGGCUGGCCGCGCGGCGGUACAACCAGUCCACGACCUUCGGGGCCGUGCUGGACAUGGUGACGGACCGGUGCACGACGUCGUGUUUACUCGUGUUCCUGGCCUCGGCGUUCCCGAGGUGGUCGAUCGUGUUCCAGGGCCUGAUCAGUCUCGACCUGGCCAGCCAUUAUGUGCACAUGUACGCGUCCCUGACGACGGGUGGCCAAAGCCACAAGAAGGUCGAGGCCAGUCGAAGUUGGGUGUUGCACCUAUAUUACACGAACAAGACCGUCCUCUUCCUGUUCUGCGCCCUGAACGAACUCUUCUUCAUCGCGUUGUACCUCCUCUCCUUCUCAUCGCCGCUCCUUUCCCCUUCCCUCCUCGUCACCAGCGACAAGGGAGGCAGCACCGCAACAUCCGCGCAACCGGGCUCGCCGGCCCACCCGAGACCGAGCGCGAUCUUCGUGAACCCCUGGAGCGCGGGAGCCAUGGAGAUGGCCCGCGCCAAUAAAAUGGACAGCACCGUGCCGUGGAUCCUGGCCGGCCUCAGCGCCCCGGUCAUGUUCGGCAAGCAGGUCAUCAAUGUGAUUCAGCUGGUCAAGGCGAGUAAAUUGUUGGGGGAGGUGGAUGUUGCGGCAAGGAGGAGGGCCGGGAUUGCACAAAAGAAGAAGAGAGCGUGA